CUCCCGGGCAAAGCAGACACCGUAGGCAACCUUCAGCUUAGUAGCAGUUCCGGAGUGCUCGAACUUGCGGACUACGCGUUCCCUUCAGCUGCUGGCUAGCUUUCUGUACAAGAGCAAGCUCGAAAACGGCAAGUCUUACUCGUUACAGCACCGCCCACGAUACGGGCUGCAAGAAUGUUCCUCUUUGCUGUAGAGAAGAAGAACGAAAAAACGAAGAAGGACGCUUUUUGUGCCACUCGUUACCGGAUGACGGAUGGGUGGCCUACAAAUGUUUGGAUCCGCCAGAGCUUGGCGUCCCUCCAGGAAACGAACCUCGAAUAUAUCACCCUAUAGCGGAUGUCCUGGCAUGCUGGGGCACUACUCAGAGGCCCGGGCCUACGUCAACAGGGACGAGGAGGCGCAGCAGCACGCUGAUGUCUUCCUCGACUUUGACGACGAUCCCGUCAGCAAGGAGGCCAUUCAACACGACUGGAGCGGUAUGCUCUUCUCACAGGAAGAGAACCCCUUCGUCGACGAAGACAACGAUUUUAUUCUCAUCGCCGAGUGCAACGAAGUCCACGGACCGAUGCCACUCGUAACCAUACCUCACAACAUAGGAGACAGGGUGGAGAGCAUAGACAUCAACUCAUUAGUAAUCAGCAUACUCUCCGUUGAUUAUCAGCAAGUAGGAGCCUCAUCAACAUUCCCCAAGCUGGACAGCCAAAUCCUGAUGCCAAGUAUACGAGAUGAUCUGCACAUACUUGUCAACUACUCUGUCAUGUUGGAUCCCAAAGCAAGGGGUUUUGUUCGUCCCAUGUGCAUUGCCUAUGCAUCAUCCGACAAAGGAAAAUUGGUAAAAAAUGCACGCUACAUCCGAUCUGCACUGAUCGAGGCAUCUUUAGCACUGAAGCUAUUCAACAUCAAGUAUUUUGUUCAAGGAAUCAGAAAUCUUCUCAAGGAUGUCAAGUACACUAGAAGAUUAAACGUUGGAUGUGGCCAGCGCUUGGAGACAUUGAAUGGAGCAUCAAUCUCUGAGGCAAGCUUUCACGAGUCGCUCAACAAAUAUGAAGACAUGCUGGAAUCUGCACUUCAAGAGAUAGAGGACUCCCUGGCUGCUGGCUGCCCAUUUGAUGCUGACCAUGCUCGCCGCAUCAAGUACCAGGCCAAGGACUUGGUGCGUCACCUGCUAAAUCUACCAAGGCUGAGCCCCGAGCUGGAGCGAUUCCUCCAGUUUGCCACUGAAAAGGAGUCGCCUCACGAGCCCAGGGAGCUGAAGAUACCAUUUCAAAGGGACUAUGAACACGGCCUGGUGCCAUUACGGGACAUCUGGAAGAAAGGCUUCAUCCUGUGCAUCUACUGGCUAUAUGUCACGUACAAGUUUUUCAGAAGGAGAGCGGAGAGUGUGGCAGUGUGCCUACAGCAGGAAAAACCAUUGUCUUCGUUACGCUACGGUGCCUGCCUGAGGUCAACAGACUCCACAAGGGCAUCAGCCUCUAGUCUCGUUUCAAACGGCAACAUGUCAUCCCAUGACAAGUGCUCAAGGUCUAGUCAUCCAAUGUGUAUCUACUACCGCCUUGCUCACCCCGAGUGCCUCCCAUUCGAUAAAACAGCCAAUGGUGUGUGGGAUGUGGACAGUGGAUUUCUCGACUGCUUCUCUCAUCUUCAUCUGGACAAAGGUGCAGUCGAAAGAGAAAAGGAGAAUGGAAGCGUUAACCACUCCAUGGCAAGCAUGCCGCUGCCUGAGGAACUAUACAGCAGGUUUGAAGCUGAAAGCAGGAGAAUGAGCGAGUCUGAGAAAGGCAGCUCUCUGAUGGAAACUUAUUGCAAGACAAAAGCAGCAGCAACUUCAUGGAGGUUUUGGCAUAUCAGACAAACGAGCCCCAAAGAUGCUGCAGGGCAGAGACCACCCAUAUUAAGGACUACGUGGAAAGAGCAGCUACUGCGGCAAAGGAGAAACAGUGGGAGCAGUAACUACAGCGAGGAGCAUGAGAAGGUGCAAAGGCCAGAAAUGUGCAUGUGGGAAAGAAGCUACUGGAUCAGGGAUGAAGAAGGCACCGAUCCUGCAGACUGCUCCAGGCAUGGGCUAACGCUCGAAAAACAGUGGGAUGCUUUGCAGACUUGUGUGCAUGAUGGGUCUGAAGCAAUAUUUCUUCAAGUGCUGAAUAGACGGGUCAAAGUGGAGGACAUCCUUUACUCGUUGCUGAUGGGUCGGCCAAUAGUUGUGGUGGGCAGGCCGCUCAGUGCACAUGAGGUUGCUGCCAGUGCCAAGGUUUUGGCUCUCUUCGCACCCCGGCGGUUCGGUGAUUUUCUGUGGUUUGAGGACCAGAGGUUUGAUUCACUGGACAACUCGUGCCUAAAUGCUACAGCGGUAAUUGGUUAUGUUGACGAGCAUCGGGCCAAGGACUUUGGGCUACCGUCUUCAGUCAGGAAAAAGGCUUCCGUGCUCAACGUUGAAACUAGUGACUUCACUGGUCCUUGUUAUGGUGGUGCCCUCCUUAAGCAGACAAGCCAGAGGAUACGACUGCUUGAAGAAAAUGAAGCCCUACUAGCUGUGAUCUCAAGCGUGCUUGCAGACAUUGAGUAUGUGGCUCACACAUGGGUCCUGCUGACUGCCAGUGCCCGGAAAACAGAAUCCAAGGCAUUUGCCAAGCAGAAGCAGCUUACCAAUUGUGACAUGGCCAUAUUGAAGCAUUACGAGAAGCUGAUGAGUGAUGUUCACACGAAGAAAUGAUUGUCACAUGUUCCACAUUCCACCAAAGAGCACCUGUAUAAAGUAUAGAUGGGCAAUACAGACUGUGAUACUAGCUGCUGAAAAGAAAAUUGUGCGCCGACACUGUACAAGACACCAAAUGCCUCAUUAAAGACACUAAGGACAUCUUGCAUGGUUUUUGACCCACUGUUGCUACUUUUGUUGACCAUAGUGAAAGAGUGGUUUGGUUAAGCUGCUCCAUUGACCACAUUUGUGUAUUCCAUUGUUCUAGUACGUACAGAAGCUGAAACCAAGCUGAAUCUCACUUCGUAAUGAUUACUAGGAGUUAGCUUGCAUGCUCAGUUGCAGAAUUUCUGUGACCAAUGGUGGAGGACGUCUUCAUUAUUGCGCAAUCGGCUAAUGGUUUCUAAAUUUGCAUGUCAUGGCUGUUUUAGGAAUGUAUGAGGCGUUAUAUAAAUUGCUCUAAUGGGAGGGCAUUAUCAAUGGCUUCAUUUAUUGUAUAUGAGGUAUUACAAUUCUAGUGCUUGUGCAUAUUAAUGGACCUGAUUCGACUGAACUAUUACACAUGCUUAAUAAGUAAUUAUUCAGUGUAUUCAAUUUCAUGUAAUUGCUCAGACAAGUAAAUUAACAAAAGCCUGAUAUUGUGUAUGUAAAUAUUUUACAUACAUAAGAAUGACAGUGCACAGUGGUAAAUAAUAUCUCCCUGGUGAUCAAAACAGUUUCAAAAGAUUAUUUUGCAGUGUUUCUUCCAAUGUUAUACUGCAGAAUCUUCUGGAGUUUCUUUCACCACAAAAGACACUAUGCGUAUUAGCAACCAAAGGGGCAUCAAGCAUCCUAUACUUUUUUUAUGGCCAUGCUUUUUGUGUGAACCUGACUAUCUUUGUUUGUUUGUGCAUAUAUUUCUUUUUAAAUUCAUGUGUCCACCUAGCUUUGCAAAGUUUAUUGUAUUCAUUCUGCAUUAUUACCUGUUCUCAAUGAUCAUCUUUCAAGUUUUGUGAUCCUGGUUCCUUCUGAAUGUGUGUACAGCUGGUAUGGCCAUAUUUACAGUGUGCAGUAGAAUUCACUGUUAAAGCAAACACCAAACUAUUAUUUCGCAACUCGUUGCAGCUCAAUUUUUACAUGAAGGCCUUGGCAAUACCGUUUUACCAAUAAUAGGUCUACCUAAUGCAUCAAAUCAAGCACUUUUUUUCUAUGCAGUUGAUGGUAUGUUCAAAAUAUGAUAAUUUGAAUACAGAUUACUAGGUGUUUUAUGUAAGAGUGACUAUACCACACAAAGAUCUGUUUGUGCAACUCCAUGUGGUUAAAAAAAAGGUGAAGCAAAGUAAUGCUUCUGUUAUGUGGGUCUUUCACAGGCAGCGCAAUGCACACAUCUUUCUAGGUUUGCAGCAGCUGUAGUACACAUUGCUUUUUGUUCGUCAACUUCUUUGUGUCAAAGGUGUCCUAGUGCCACCAGCAGCCCUGGCGGCCUAACGAGUGCACUGUUUGCACGUACCUACAAUGCACACACAUCUCUGUUGCAACAAACAAAUGUUUCUUAUAUGUAUAUUUUAGCUUGUGAAUAGCCCUUAUGUGCCAGCUUCAUUGAAUAAAUGUUUUAUCAUUUUA
This is a messenger RNA of Dermacentor silvarum, 4294 nucleotides long. RefSeq lists its product as uncharacterized. The record is from RefSeq and is a predicted model, not a curated record. Lineage: Eukaryota; Metazoa; Arthropoda; Arachnida; Ixodida; Ixodidae. The coding region runs from base 254 to 2710 and encodes 818 amino acids. Gene Ontology annotation, cellular component: guanyl-nucleotide exchange factor complex. The transcript is spliced from 30 exons.